ACCUGAAGCAAUUACCUGGGCCAGAAGAAGCCAAGUAUUAACUAUGAUACCUACCGUAGACUAGACUAGCUUCCAUGAAGCUGGAAUCGACAGCCAGACGACCUGUAAGCCCUGCAAAGAUAUCACCAUAUACGUUCUUUACGAUGCUUCGGUGAGCUCGGCAGAUUAGCGCAAUCUUGACCCUCAAUUGCGAGCCAAUGGCAGCAUUGGCCAUUGCGAUUUGUACACACCACUUUAUUUCAUACUACUACCUACCACUGGCUGACCACCAUGCCGCCCCCUAAUCCUCGGCCCAAGGCCCCUCCACCCGACUACCAACGCAUUGCAGCUCAGUAUGCAAGAGCGAAACGACUGAAAGAACUCGAAGAUGCCGCCAAGGCCAAUGCUGGCUCCGCUGCGGAGAGAACACGCGACAGGGAGGCUGAGCGGCAACGGCUUGCUCUGGAAACGCGUCGAAAGAACACAUACGAGAAGCGCUUCAGGUGGACGGUUGGGUUCUGGCUAUGGAUGCUAUGUAUCCAUGUCAUUGGACUAUACUUGUUCACAAGCGGCUUCCUCCUCACCCGCUUGGUCUUGGAAGAACAAUCCGAAUGCGCGAGUCCCCCGAUUGAGCCUCUGACAAGAUGGAAAGGACAAGGUACGGUAGAGGCUGGUUGCUGGCAUCCCAAGACCUUCGAUAAAGCUGUGGUUGUUAUCGUAGAUGCCCUUCGAUACGACUUCACUGUGCCGGUGCGAGAUAGCAGUAAGGCCGAGGUUUACCACAAUGCCUUCCCCUUCCUGUACGAGACAUCUCGAAAUAAACCCAACAAUGCUGUCCUGCUCCCUUUCAUUGCCGACCCCCCGACAGCAACAUUGCAAAGACUGAAAGGAUUGACAACGGGAACAUUACCUACCUUCGCCGACAUUGGAAGCAGCUUCGGUGGUACAGCAAUUGACGAAGACAAUAUUUUGAAGCAACUCAAAGGACUUGGCAAGCGGAUCGCCCAUCUCGGAGACGAUACAUGGACUGCUCUGUUCCCAGGCUAUUUCCAGCCAAACAUCAGCAAAGCUUACGAUAGCUUCAAUGUGUGGGAUUUACACACCGUAGACAAUGGCGUCCAGGAGCACAUCUUUCCUUUGCUCCAAUCUGAAAGGAAAGGCGAGUGGGACUUGCUCAUUGGCCAUCUACUUGGAGUCGAUCAUGCCGGCCAUCGUUAUGGCCCUAGCCAUCCUGCCAUGACGUCAAAACUCCAGCAGAUGGACAAGUUCGUGCGAGACCUGGUAGCAAGUCUCGAUGAUGAUACCCUUCUAGUGGUCAUGGGAGAUCACGGUAUGGAUGGCAAAGGUGAUCAUGGUGGUGAGAGUGACGACGAAGUUGAGGCUGCCCUUUGGAUGUACUCGAACAAACCAGUCUUUGGGCGGACCAAAUCUGAAUACGUGACACCACCUGCGACAGCAAAGAUUCGACCAGUAAAUCAAAUCGAUCUUGUGCCUACACUGUCUCUUCUUCUAGGUAUACCGAUCCCUUACAACAAUCUUGGUCGGCCGAUUGAGGAAGCUUUUGCCGGACCGAGAGGUAAUGCCUGGAACAAUUUGGCUGCCGUAUCCAGCAUGGCGUCUGCUGGGAUUAGGAGAUACCAGGCUUCGUAUUUUGGAACUCGUGGCAUUGAGCAAAUCUCGAAGCCAGGAUCGCCGGCUGAAUUCUGGGAAACUGCCACUGAUGUUGCCCGGAAGGGCCCCAAGUAUUCCGAGGCUAUCUACCAAGCCUACGUUCGAUACCAAGAAGAAACGCUGAAGCUAUGCAAAGACCUAUGGGCCCGCUUCGAUGUUCCCAGGAUGGUUAUGGGAAUAACUGUCUCGGCUUUAGGUGUUGCAGCGCUGCUUGUCUAUGUCUCCCGAGAUGAGGACGACGAUCUUGCUGUUCUUGAUGACCCUGAACUCGAUUUUGCGGAAAAAAGUCUUGAAUUGCAAAACCAACACAGCAAUUCAGGCACCGAACAUUACCAAAGUCUCGAUAAGAGUCUCGUGAAGUCAGGGGCUAUCGGAGCAGCACUGGGAACAAGUCUAGCAAUUGCAUAUCUUUUCCUCGCUGGUUCACAGGAUUGGCCAUUGGCAACUGCUGGCACUGCAUCUGGAAGUAUCCUCGCAGUAUUCGUAUCCCUCUUUGGGCUCGGCAAGAGCAUUGCCAACAUUCUGCCUACCACAUUUUGGGGUUGGCUAUCGGUGAUCUUUACGGUCAGUCAGUCCAUUGGCUUCGCAUCCAACUCAUACACCAUCUGGGAAGACUCCAUUUCUCUGUUCUUUCUCUCUUCCUUUGGCUUGGCUUCUGGCGUUGCAGCGCUCCGGCGGGAAGACUUUAAGGAACGUUUUUUGGGCGUAUACCAUGCUGUUCUCUUCGUUGUUCUUGGCCGAAUUGCAUCCUUCUCAAAACUUUGUAGGGAAGAGCAAAUGCCUUACUGCAACUCCACUUAUUAUGCUUCUGCGAACUCCUCAACUUCUGCAUCAUGGCAACUAAUAGUGCCUUUCGCCGUCUUCCUCAUCCUUCCCACGGUCAUCAAGGGCUACCUAGUACCACCCCGCUCCUAUGAAGGCCUCGCACCAGCGUGGAUAGGAUAUGCACUGCGUGGCGGUCUUUUCUUAGCCGCUUUAUAUUGGACAUUAGAUGCAGCUGGUAAUGGUGAAUGGUUUCCCUCCAUUCCCGAGGCAACACUGAAGACAAUUCAGGUAUCUGUGGCGCAAUCAGUUAUCGCACUAGCAUUUGUGGCCGGUACAACGGCCUACAUCUGGGCACCACCAUGUGUCUCGAUCAUUACAACAGCCUCCGGCAAUGUGCGUCGUGCCCAGGUCACUGUACUGGGAUACGGAAACGCCAAUGGCGCCCGUUAUCUGCUCUUGCUAAUUAACUUCGCUGGAGCAUGUAUUCUACUCUCAAAACCGAUGGGUACUGGAGCUAUAGCUUUGAUGUUAUGGCAAAUACUAUCGCUGGUCGAGAUCAUUGACCUGAACGGCAUCACUAUGGAGACCAUUGGCCCCAUCACCUUGGCUGUAUUGGGAAACUUCUAUUAUUUCAAGACUGGCCAUCAAGCUGCUCUGUCCUCCAUCCAGUGGGAUAGUGCCUUCAUCCCACUGAAGACGCUUCGCUAUCCGUGGUCUCCCCUCGUUGUGGCUCUCAAUACUUUCGCCGGCCAAAUUUUAGCUUGUGUUGCCGUCCCGCUCAUUGUGCUCUGGAAGACGAAUCCCAAGCGCAAAGCGGUGCUCGAAAGCACUACACGCGCUUUAGGUGUCUUUGUGGCCUACUAUGCCGUCGAGAGCUUGGCCACGAUGGUUUGGGCCGGACACCUACGGCGCCAUUUGAUGUUGUUCCGAGUUUUCAACCCAAGGUUCAUGAUGGGGGCUGUCGCGUUGAUUGUAGUGGACUUGAUCGGUAUCGCCAUAACGCUUACUGGCGUGAGAACGAACACGUUGGCUGUUAGCGAAGUCUUUGGCUGGGCAGAUUGAGUACUUGCUGCUGGAGAGGGAUAAAUGAGUGGAUUAGGCGCCUGGAAGCAACUCCAAAAGCGAAAAAGAAAACAAGAGUCUUGGGUCAGGGCAGAAAUUCGCUGGCCGUCGUAACUACAAUUGUCACUCUGCUUUUUUGGCGUCACGUGAAGUGAAGCCACUGUAGUAUAGGUGUCAGGAUAGAUAAAAAUAAAGUUGGAAUGUGUACGAGUAUCGCGCACAAACAGUGCUACCGACUGGAGCAAUUACAACCACGACAGAUAACAGAGUC
Truncatella angustata is the source of this 3748-nucleotide messenger RNA. Its product is annotated as GPI ethanolamine phosphate transferase. The transcript is spliced from 2 exons. The record is from RefSeq and is a predicted model, not a curated record. Gene Ontology annotation, cellular component: endoplasmic reticulum membrane. Lineage: Eukaryota; Fungi; Ascomycota; Sordariomycetes; Amphisphaeriales; Sporocadaceae. Gene Ontology annotation, biological process: GPI anchor biosynthetic process. Bases 271 to 3477 code for a protein of 1068 amino acids. Gene Ontology annotation, molecular function: mannose-ethanolamine phosphotransferase activity.